UUGAUUGUUCAUUCUGUCUUUUGUCAAUCCUCCUCCCCUCACUUUUCAGGCCCCCAGCCUGACCUCCUCGUCGUCCUCGGUAAAAACUACUCUCCAAGUAGUCGAGGCCAACUCUGCUUUUCACCUCGGUGGGGAGUGAGCAAUGGGCCAAGUCGAACCCGUCUCACGCGCGCCAGGAGCCGGGUCUCCAGCGUCUGUGGACCCCCAUCCUCCAAUCGGUUGCAGCUCAGAACUAAAAAUUUGGCCGAAUGCUCUAGUUUGAUACGCGCCCGAGAAUUGAAAAAGAGGGACUCACAAAGGAUAUAUCUUUUCGCCUUCGAUGAUCCUCAUGAUCACCUCUUCUUCUUUCCUCGGGAUAUUUUGUUCCUCUGUCCACAGUUCAGUUUAACCCACCUCUCUGAAUGCAGUAUCGCAUUUGUAUGGCAUUACUACCACCUCUCGGGGGUAGACCGCGAUUCCUACCCUUUUAACACAUGUAAGCUGUUACAGUUUUGUCUGUCUGGCGACAAGAGUACACUGCCCCCAUUCGCCCGACCCUUUCUGGUUCUUCCGCAUUCCUCCUGCAAGCCAUCUUUCAGGCGUGACCUGAUGCCUCCUGUCCAAGAGAUGAUGCCCAUCCUGCUACCCGUGUACAGAUAA
Molecule: messenger RNA, 639 nt
Organism: Protopolystoma xenopodis
Lineage: Eukaryota; Metazoa; Platyhelminthes; Monogenea; Polystomatidea; Polystomatidae
Source: the annotation of a GenBank genome assembly